CCGGAGAUGACGCUGCAGCUGGCCAUGCAGUGGUUUCCGCAGUGCUUUGCCGGAAGCACGCCUCAGCGCUUCCGCGUGCCGGUGCCCUGGGAAGGCACCUGCCCCGAUCGGGUCGUGCAGUACCUGAACAGUCGCUGGCGGGCAGCAGACAUGACCCUCGCAGACUUCCUCCGAAAAACCAAUUUGCGCGGCGGCGUGCACCGCAGUUUCGUUCGCCGUCAUCAGCAGCUCAUCAGGAAUGACGAGGACGUCAUGGAAGAAACACUGGAGGACUGGGUCAAUAACGCUCCGCUGCAGUGCGAUGUCGCGGUCGCGGCCAUCUACCUCUCUCGCUACAACGACCGCUACUACGGGCAGUGGGUUCUGAUGAAUGUUCCUUUCCGCUCCAUGGACGAUCUGCGGCGUAAGGAGCUGGACCGUGUGCCGCCGCACCUUUACUAUCAAGCUCUGGCCCUGCUGUUGCGACCGCUUGAGCUCGAAGCUUUCCGAGAGCACCACAUCCGAAACAUUCUGGCCAUGCUCUUCGCCAACCAAGGGCUCAUUCGGAAGUACCUUUCUGGCGAGCUCGACAAGAACGACGACGUCGUCGCGGGCCCCGCCGACGGCGCUGGCCCUGACACCGCGGUCCAAUUGUCCGGCCACCAGCAACGCAUCGCAGCGGAGCUUCUGGAUGCAUUCCACCAAGGCACGCAGCUGCGCCAGCAAGGCGAGAACGCCUGGAAGGGCGAAGGCCCCGACGACGCCGACCCUGCCGAUGCAGCUGAGGAUCCCUGGGCAGCCCGGACCUCUCCCUUCGCUCCUGCAGUCGCUGGCCGCUCCGCCUACGCAAUUCUGGGUCCGGCUGGUAGCGGCAAGACAACCACAGUGCACCAAGUCAUUCGGCAAGUCGUCGCGGCGAACGGUCGCGUUCUCCUGACUGCACCCACCGGCCGCCUGGCGGCGACCCUGCGAGAGAGAUUUCCAGAUCUGGAGGUCGACACCGUGCGCGGAGCCUUUCUCGUGCACAAGCCUGCCCAGGAGGCGAUGGAAGUGCUUUGGCCAUAUGAUUUGAUUGUCGUCGAGGAAGUCGGACAGCUCUCCCGCACCAUCUUCGAGCGCAUUAUGGAGCAGUGGCAGGCGGCCGACCGCAUUCCGACACUCAUCUUCGUUGGCGACUUCUACCAGUUGCCGGGCGUCGACCCCUGCAAUGCCCUGGACUCACCCCUGUGGCACAGUGUGCUCGUCAAAAAGCGGGAGCUGCAUACGAUGUUGCGGUGCAAGUGCCCCAAGCUGCGAGAGAAGUUGGAGCCACAAAGCACCGUCCCUGCACCGACCGGCUACGUCAUGGCGGAGGAGCCAUCCGAUGAGGACGUUGCCAUGAUUCUAGAGGAGACCCCGCAAACUCUGUUCCUCACGGUGAGCCGCCGCGCUUGCGUCAACGCAGCCGCCGUGGCCGCCUUGUUCUCCGACGACAUCCCGUUGGCCGUGGUGCCUGGCGAUCGAGUAACGUGGAGAAUUUCGACUCCGGUCGCAUGGUAG
Messenger RNA from Symbiodinium necroappetens, 1518 nucleotides. Lineage: Eukaryota; Dinophyceae; Suessiales; Symbiodiniaceae. The record is from the annotation of a GenBank genome assembly.